Pantherophis guttatus is the source of this 3047-nucleotide messenger RNA. RefSeq names its product TATA-box binding protein associated factor, RNA polymerase I subunit A (gene TAF1A). Lineage: Eukaryota; Metazoa; Chordata; Lepidosauria; Squamata; Colubridae. Gene Ontology annotation, biological process: transcription by RNA polymerase I. Gene Ontology annotation, cellular component: RNA polymerase I transcription regulator complex. The record is from RefSeq and is a predicted model, not a curated record.
UCGUGGUGCCCACAGAAAAGAUGGCGCUCGCUGCGGCAAAGCAUCGGAAGUGAAAGAAAAAGGCGUCGUGGUGUAGAAUGUAGCGCGCAUAUUCUCGGAACCGGAACGAAGGGAGGUGGGAAGGAAGGAAGGAAGCUUCCCAUCGCGUCAUAGAAAUGGAUAAUUUUGUUGAAGAACUGAGGCAAGAAACAAGAUGGCUGUCCACAGAAGAAACAGAGGAUGAGUCUGCAACCAAAGCUCUGGUUCCAGAAAUUUAUUUGCCUUUACUGCCAAAACAUUUCAACCACCCAACAGAUAUGGCUGUGAAAUCUUCAGAAUUCCAAACGAUGAAAGAGGAUUGUUUAUGUUGUAUCCAAGAUGCUCUCUUACAAAGUCAGUGGCAGAGGGCUGCAGAAUUAAUGAUAAGCUACUUGGAAAUGCUGGAAAAUACAUCUUCAGAAAAAAGGGUGACAUCUCAAGAGGAGAUUUGGAGAAUAGGAACAGAAAUCUUGCAGCAGCAUCCACAGAGUAAUAUAGAAGAGGUCAACUAUUUUGCAGAUCGGAUGAAAAAUUUAGGAGUCAAAAGAUAUUUAAAGAUUUCUUUAGAGCAUGCCUUCCACCUUUUGUGCAGCGGAUUUCUGGAUGAAGCCUAUCAGAACUUGAUCUUGACUGAAAGUUGGCGAUAUGGAGAAGAAACUGUUGUUCAGGAAAAAGAGCUGAAGCUUGUUCAAGCUUAUAAGGGGCUGAUAGACUAUUAUAUGUGGUUAAAAAAGAAGACUGACCUUUUGGAGCUGGAUGACGACAGCUGUACACAAGCUUCUCUUCAGCAGGAAAUGCAUCACUUGUACCAGCAGGCUAAAGUCAGCCUUAGGGAAAUAAUCAGAAUUCCUGGAGUUUGGGAUCCUUUCGUGAUUUGUUAUGUGGAUUUGCUGGAACAUUAUGAGGAGUAUGAAGAAGCACGGGAAGUGUUAAGUGACUAUGCAUAUAAUUCCAAGUUCCCUGCCAAUCCCAAUGCUCAUGUCUACUACUACCAGUUCCUAAAGAGAAGGGGAGAAUCAAGGAAAACACAGAUCUCUGCACUGCAGAUCCUGCAUGAGCUUGUUCCUUCCCAUGAACUAAUGCUGGAAUUUUACAACUUGCUUAAAAAAUCAAAAAAAAGAAAAAAACAUAAAUUACAGCUGAAAGUUAUUUUUGCAGCUUUGGAUUUUGCUGGCUGGAAGGAAAAUGUAAGAGCUUGGAAUUAUUUGGCAAAACAGACAGUAGAAAUUCUGCAAAACUCUGAUAAGCAAUUUCACUGGCUGAAAAAGGAGUGGGCUAUUCGAAAGGACUGGUGGCCAGCUUUUCAUUUCAGUCUUUAUUUGGCAAAAAGUAACUGGCAGGAAAACAAAAAACUCACGUGUGAAAAAGUUCUGAUAGCUGGCAUACUGUUGGGAAAAGACUGCAAGUACUUUAAGUCUGUCACCAAAGAAGGUUGUAAAGUUCAGAAGAAAAAGUUCCGACAGUUGAAGAAAUUUGUGAAAGAACACAGCUGGGUCAGUUUAAGAUUGGCUGAUACGUGAUUACUUAGUAUCAAAUCUCUUGAUUUUUUUUCAAGGGUGUUAGAUGAUAUUGAUGUCCUGUAUACACAAGUCAUCCUGACAAACAAUUUUUGUAAAAUCCAGGUAAUUCUUGAGAGAUACCAGUCACCUAAUGGCUGUUUGAUGUUACAACCCCCACCCCCCCAAAGCUACAUAUGAUCCCAUUUUGAAAUAUGGCUGCUGCAGCAUGCCUUACAACUGGCCACAGGGAUGCUGCAGCAUUGCCCACCUCUCUCCCCCUCUCGCCUGCCCCACUGGCAUCCCACAGUGCUUGGUCUAUUCCCCAUGCCUCCUGGAAGCACCUGCCAUUUUCCAUAUAUUGACAGUUCCUUGUGGAAAUGACGGCUGCUUUCAGAGCAUUCUGCCCUGAUCAGCUGACCGUUGGGAUACUGCAAAGCUCUCCUGGCUCUUGCUAAGCUUUGGCGAUGCCAGCUGCCUGAAUGCAAAAGUGGAAGCUUUAGGAUUCAUCUUCCAAAAACUGUUCUCUUGCUUAAUUCCCUCCCUCCUCCAGAAACCCACAUUUGUUCAAUAAAACAUAAAAAAAGCUAGAGAGACAGACUUGUUGAUCUUUCUUCCCCCUCCCAGUAGGUGCUGAAACUAAACUCUCCACCUCUGCAUUUCAAUCUUGAUUUUUUAACCCCUUCAUUUGCUAAAUUUACUGCCACUUUACCAUGAUAAGUUGAUUGCUGGGCUGAAGAGUAGAGGAAAGGAAGGAAGCGAGCAAAGAAAAUCUGGAGCUCAGCUCAAAAAGUUCAGGCAUCUGGAGCAUAACAUGUGUAGCAAACGGCCAGCCACAGCAGAAGCUUGGUCCUUGGAAAGCUUUUUGCUGCAUUUCUGACUCCCUUUUCAGGAGUCCUAGCUGGGUCCUGAAGGAAAAUUGGACUAGCAGAGAAAAGCUUGGAAACCUUUUGGAAAGCUAUUUGUCUGAUUCUAGGUUCAUCGCCUAAUUUGGGGGAGGCCUUUUAACUCCCACUUUUUAAAAAAAGAAAUUGAAGAAAUGUGGGCUUCUGGAGGGAGGGAGGAAGUUAAGCAAGGGAAAGAUUUGGGGAAGAUCAUCCUGAAGCUGCCUCCUUUGUAUGCAGCUGGCUGGCUUCCCCAAAGCCUAGCAACAGUCAGGAGAGGUUGGCAGUAUCCUGAUGGCCAGCUCAUUGGAAUAGAGGCUAGCCCACCAGCGUAGCUUUUAUCAUCCAUGCAUAGAGGCUUGUUUGGAAGCUUCUCUGGUAUUGGAAUGUGGUGCUUGGCCCUAAUCUAGCUGGGCUCUUCGCCCCUACUAAGCUGUUUUUGGCUUUGCAAAACUUUUUGCUGCUCAUCUGCUCCACUUAACAACUCACACAUUGUUUAACAGCAUCAGGGAGAGCAGGGAUGGGGAGGGGUUGUUAAGCAAGGCUGUUUUGCUUAAGGGCCAUCCCCAUUUGCAACCGUAAUGUUGUAUGUCUACUGUAUGUAUAAGAAUUGUAUAUAUUUUUUUACAAUAAAUGUUUCUGUAAUAAA